Molecule: messenger RNA, 1953 nt
Organism: Rhodotorula toruloides NP11
Lineage: Eukaryota; Fungi; Basidiomycota; Microbotryomycetes; Sporidiobolales; Sporidiobolaceae
Product: zinc finger, RING-type domain containing protein
Exons: 4
Coding region: 1-1953 (650 amino acids)
Source: RefSeq, a predicted model, not a curated record
AUGCGUCUCUCGUGUGGCGUCUGCCACUGCGCCGAGUCGCCGCAGUGUCCGCCAGAAAGGAUGGGGAGGGACUUCGUGGCGAUCACAGAUUGUGGGCACGUCUAUCACCAGUCCUGCCUCGAGACAUGGUAUCGCACGUCCAACGAGAAGGGCUGUCCGAUGCGCUGCGUCUACCUCAACGUCAAGCGCGACAAGCCGGGACGGUCGCUCAACUCUCGCCUGCAAGAACCCUUGCCCUUCCUCACGAUCUUCCCGACCUACGACAAGGGAGACGCUCUGUCGUCCGACCAACCGGGACCGCCUGAGGAGGCGAACGAGCCUGCGCGGAAGAAGCGGAAGCUGAAGGCGAGGGCUGUUCCGGACGACGAGGGCGACGAGGUGCAGACUGAGUCGGAGGCAUCGCAGGGUGCGGCUGGGAUAGACGAGGUGACACGGUUGCGGAAUCAGCUGCGGGAGGCGAUGAACACGGUCCGCGAGCAGCGGCAAGCGCUCGCGGGCUAUCGCUCAACUGACAACGAGCUUCGGGCGUCUGCCUCAGCCCCUCAGCAGCCGGCCCAGAGGCGGCGGGCGCCGCCGGACGACUUCGACUAUUACGUAUCAUCGGAGGAGGAGUUCUCCGACUACCACUACGAGGACGACUGGACCGCCUUCGCUCGGCGGCAUCCUUACGGGCGGGAAUACGAUGAGGAGGGAAAGUGUAAGCGUUGCGGCGCAGCCCACGACGCCGAAGACGAGCUGGAAGACCUACGCAGUGCGGUGGAGGCCUACGAGAAAGAUACGGAGACAGCGGUAUCCGCCGAAGAAUACGCCCGACUGGAAGGACGUCUCGCCUCGCUCCAGACUCGACACAACGAGCUUUCGGCCAAGUACAACGAGCUCGACAACGACUAUCGCACGGAGAAGAUUGCCUGGCGGGACGAGAAGCAGAAGCUGAUGACGCAGCUGCGCGAGUCGGGCGACAGCGGCCAGGAGAUGAUCAAGGAGCUGCAGGCCGAGGUCGACAGGCGCGACCGCGAGAUCUUGCACAUCAACGCCAGCAUCGACGGGAUUCGCCAAGUCGCGCAGGACCAGGUCCAAGCCGCCCAACGACAGGUGCAGCGCGCCGAAACGAGCGCGAGCGAGGCCAGAGUUGCAGCCAAGCAGAGUGUCCGGGAGGCUGAGGCGAAGCUCAAGCAGGAGGAGGAGAAGCGGAGGCGGGUGGAGGGAGCCAACAAGCGGUACGAAGCCGACCUCGCGCGCCUGAAGAAGAAAGUUGCCGAGCUGCGAGCGAAGCGCGGCAUCGUCGCGACGGACAGUGACGCCGAAGAAUCCCCUAUGACCGACAACCCCUCCACCUCCUUCCCUUCGCGCCAGUUCAAGCGCACGGCCUCCUCGCGCUCGUACAGAUCGCCUUCACCUCCCUCUGACGGCCCGUCCUUCAAGGUCAACAACAAAUCGAAGCUGCUCGCCUCGCCAACGAAGAAGCGGCACGAGCGCACGCUGAUGGACGAGUGCGAGGUCUCGCGCGAGUACAGCGAUGACGAGGAUGAUGAGCUGGAGUAUGCGGAUGAGGAAACGAUGCGAGCUGCGGUGCGAGAAGAGCAGAGGUUGAGGGAGAUGGAGAAUGAGGUGCCCGCCCGACCAGCAAAGGCGCGGAAUGACGACGACAGCAGCGACGUCGAGAUCGUCGAGUCGUCGUACUUCGCGUCGUCGUCGGCUAAGGCGAAGCAGGAGGCGCCCACACGACCGCUCUCCGCCCACAACAGCCUGUCGAACGUCUCUUCUUCCGCCUCCUCAGCUCAACUCAGCGCGAAGCAGCCAUCGCCCUUCCCUUCUCUUGUUUCCGCCAAGACGGCAGCCGCGCCACCGAAGAAACAGCCAUUGGCGAAGAGUUCGAGCGACAAGUGGCUACCCAGCUUCGCAUCAAGCCACGUCGUCCAGACAGGUCCGAAGCGGUCCGUGAAGAGGCGAUAG